Molecule: messenger RNA, 3385 nt
Organism: Diachasmimorpha longicaudata
Lineage: Eukaryota; Metazoa; Arthropoda; Insecta; Hymenoptera; Braconidae
Product: ribonucleoside-diphosphate reductase large subunit-like
Exons: 3
Coding region: 180-2669 (829 amino acids)
Biological process (GO): DNA replication; deoxyribonucleotide biosynthetic process
Cellular component (GO): ribonucleoside-diphosphate reductase complex
Molecular function (GO): ribonucleoside-diphosphate reductase activity, thioredoxin disulfide as acceptor; ATP binding
Source: RefSeq, a predicted model, not a curated record
AUAUGUACAAUGAUGUACUAACGAGGUACAAUCAGGAACAUUAAUUAGUUGUUCCAUCUGCACCCUUUCGCUGGCUAAACACAUUGGUGUAACAGAUAGUGCGAUUUGAAAAACAUUCCGCUCCUUUCGGCAGAAUAAGAAUUGUUAUCGAACCAAUCCAGUAAAAAAUUAUUUUCAAAAUGGGAGGGAAAGGUCCUGUCGGCAAAAUGUUCGUGAUUAAACGUGAUGGACAUAAAGAGGAGGUCCACUACGACAAAAUCACUUCGAGGAUCCAAAAAUUAUGUUACAACCUGGACAUGGACUUUGUGGACCCUCCUGCAAUAACACUGAGAGUAGUCAGUGGUCUCUACUCUGGUGUAACAACAGUGGAGCUGGAUAAUUUAGCAGCAGAGACGGCAGCCACGAUGACAACAAUUCAUCCAGACUACGCAGUGCUGGCAGCACGAAUAGCAGUGGCAAAUCUCCACAAAGAGACAAAGAAGAAUUUCAGCGAGGUCAUGAACGACCUUCACAACACCAUUGAUCCCAUAACAAAGAAGCACACUCCAAUAAUUAGCAAGCAUCACAAUGAUAUCAUCCAGAAGCAUUCACAGAAGCUGGACUCGGCUAUAAUUUACAAUCGAGAUUUCAGCUACAACUACUUUGGCUUCAAAACCCUGGAGAGGAGUUAUCUGCUGAAAAUCAAUGGGAAAGUCGUUGAGAGGCCUGCGCAUAUGCUAAUGAGAGUGGCUGUUGGAAUACACGAGGAGGACAUAGACAGAGUCAUCGAGACGUACAAUUAUCUAUCAGAGAGAUACUUCACUCAUGCAUCACCAACAUUGUUCUCAGCAUGCACCUGUAGACAGCAGAUGUCCAGCUGUUUUCUCCUGACCAUGACUGAGGACAGUAUCGAGGGCAUCUACGACACCCUCAAGAGGUGUGCACUCAUCAGCAAGUCAGGAGGUGGUGUAGGAGUCAAUAUUCACUGUAUCAGGGCUAAGGGGACAAGAAUAGCUGGUACUAAUGGCGUAUCCAAUGGGAUUGUUCCUUUGCUGCGUGUCUACAAUAAUACAGCACGUUAUGUUGAACAGGGUGGGAACAAACGUCCCGGAGCGUUUGCAGUUUAUCUGGAGCCCUGGCAUGCCGACAUUUUUGAUUUUCUAGACCUAAAGAAAAAUACAGGAAAAGAGGAAUACCGAGCGCGUGAGCUCUUCUACGCUCUGUGGAUACCCGAUCUAUUCAUGGAGCGUGUCCUGGCAGACGGUACCUGGAGUCUGAUGUGCCCUCACGAGGCUCCAGGGCUUUCUGACCAUUGGGGUGAGGAAUUUGCAAAGCUGUACACAAAAUACGAGGAGGAGGCACGUUACAAGCGUCAAGUGCCAGCUCGUGAGCUGUGGACAGCAAUUCUAAUGUCCCAGGUUGAGACUGGAACCCCCUAUAUGCUGUACAAGGACUCCUGUAAUCGAAAGUCCAACCAGAAAAACCUUGGAACAAUAAAAUGCAGCAAUCUGUGCACGGAGAUAGUUGAGUACUCGAGCCCCGACGAGGUAGCUGUCUGCAAUUUGGCAUCAAUAGCAGUCAACAUGUUUGUGGAUCCAGUUAAGAAGACAUAUGACUUUGAUAAGCUCAAGACAGUCGUCAAAAUUGUCACCAGAAAUCUCGACAGAGUCAUCGACGUCAAUGAUUAUCCACUCGAGGUGACCAGGGUCUCCAACAUCAGACACCGUCCCAUGGGAAUUGGUGUUCAAGGUCUAGCAGAUGCAUUUCUACUGAUGCGUUAUCCAUUCGAUAGUGAGGGGGCCCAAAAGCUCAACAUUCAGAUCUUCGAGACCCUGUACUACGGUGCCCUGGAGGCCUCCUGUGAAUUAGCCCAGGAGAAGGGCACUUACGAGACGUACAAAGGCUCACCAGUCAGCCAGGGCAUCCUCCAGUAUGACAUGUGGGGUGUCACACCGACAAAUCUCUGGGACUGGGCCAAACUCAAGGAGAAAAUAUCUCAACACGGAGUAAGGAACUCUCUGUUACUGGCACCAAUGCCAACAGCAUCGACAGCCCAGAUUUUGGGUAACAACGAGGCCAUUGAGCCCUACACAAGCAACAUCUACUCCAGGCGCGUGCUGUCUGGUGAAUUUCAGAUUGUCAAUCCCCAUCUGCUGAAGGACCUGACGGAACGCGAUCUCUGGGAUGAUCAUAUGAAGAAUCUGAUAAUAGCGCACAAUGGAUCAAUCCAGGAUAUCGAGGAGAUACCAGAAGAACUCAAGACACUAUACAGAACAGUCUGGGAGAUCCCCCAGAGGAUGAUCCUCAAAAUGGCUGCUGAUAGGGGAGCUUUUAUCGAUCAGUCACAAUCACUCAAUGUUCACAUGGCCAAUCCAACCACCGAGAGACUCACCUCCAUGCACUUCUACGGGUGGAAAGCCGGAUUGAAGACUGGGAUGUACUACCUCAGGACCAAACCCGCCACCAAUGCCAUUCAGUUCACCGUCGACAAGACGAGGCUGAGGGCAAACAAACCGGCCAAUGUGGGGAAGGAGUCAAUGGAUGAGUCUCUCAACAAGUCACUCAAUGCCUCCAUUAAUGCUUCUCUUCAUAAGUCUUUCAAUCCCUCCAUCAAUUCAUCGCUUGAGGAAGAUGUUGCUCUCGUCUGCUCAAGGGAGAAUGGCGAUGACUGCAUGGCUUGCAGUGGAUGAAUACUCAUUAUUUUUCUAUAGUUACAGAAUUGUUACAGUAUUUUUCAGAAAUCCCCGUUAAGAUAUACUUUAAAAUAUUUUUUUACACCUUGGAGUUGGCUGUGAUUUUUUUGUACCACGCAGUUGAACUUGCAUUAUUAUAUAGAGUUUAAUAAAAGUUUGGAUUUCAUAACAACAUUAUAAUUAUUUAAACAUCAGCAGUAACGUUAAUUUAUUAAUAGUAGUCAUACAGAUGCACCAGGUAAUUAUGAAAACGGAUUCGAAGUCGUAUGGAAAUUAUUACAGUUUUUAAAUUUAUGUUUCUGUUAGAAGGAGAGAAAACUACAGAUUUUUUUAUCAGAAUUAUUUUUUAUGUUUUUUUUUUCUGAACAUGACGUGGAAACAGAGAUAUCACACUCUGAUUCACCCGUGAAAAAUUGAGGAGGCCACGCACGGACUUGAUUUAAUCGUAGUUCCACACGGGAAACAAAGUGUUCUCUCAAUUUGCAAUUCUACUGGUAAAUUAUCAUUUUUUUUCUCUAACGCACGAUUUAAUACUCAAUCGAGGUACCCUUUCCACCUGCACGACCACCCAACGAGCGAUAAAAUUGCGUGUUUCCGGUGCGGAGAGGAGUAUUUCUGCAGCGUAUCGGUGAAGAGAACAUAUGUCAAGAAAAUCCGUUCAUAUUAAUUAGGAAAUUUCUGGAAAAUAUCUGGGAUUAAGAAGAAAAAUAAUA